Messenger RNA from Lodderomyces orthopsilosis Co 90-125, 1176 nucleotides. RefSeq lists its product as uncharacterized. NCBI's taxonomy places the organism in Eukaryota, Fungi, Ascomycota, Pichiomycetes, Serinales, Debaryomycetaceae. The coding region runs from base 1 to 1176 and encodes 391 amino acids. The transcript has a single exon. The record is from RefSeq and is a predicted model, not a curated record.
AUGGAGAAGGAAGAUUCAUUUGAUGCUGGUAAUUCCACAGUAGUAUCGAUACCACGUAGCGAUUUAGAUAUUGGUUUACAAGAGGAAGCAGUAGCUGACUCUGUUGAAUCAAAGCACCCAGACCAAAAAAACCUAAAACAACAAGAACAGCAAGGUGGGGAAGUAGGAGAAGAAACAAAUAAUAUUUUAGAUUCCCAAUUCUAUAAAUCUCAAACAACAACAACAACAACAGCAUCAGCGUUAGCAGCGGCAGCAGCAGCAGCAGCAGCAACAACAACAACAACAACAACAACAACAACAACAGGAACAACAACAGGAACAACACAUUCUCCAUCAAUUUCCUCCAUUUCUUCAUUAGAUAGUGAUAGUUCAACGGGAAAACUUAUCAAGUCAUUUUCCAAGACUAAACUAACUGAUAAUAACAAAGAGAACCAACAACCACCAACUACAGAUACAAAGCCUAUAGAUUUAGAUAGACCUGCACUAAUGGCUACAUCCACCGAAAAUAGUUUCAACACUACAACCAAGGUAACCAAGUUACCUCAGUCCGUUGCUUCUAAGACCAACUUCUACAAUGAUUUAACCAGCAAAAAUACUACACAACAACAACCACAACCUCAAAAGAAAAAGCCAAUUAAGUUUACAGUGAGAAAAGUAUCUCACGAGGCUAUCAGUACUCCCUCUUCACCUUCACCAGAUGCAAUGACUCAUGGAUAUAGUCAUAGUAGACAGAGCAGUAAUGGCAGUUACCACCAUCACAAUCAACAUAAAUCACCAAUCCCAACCCCAGUAAAUGGAACAUUCACAUCGACUAAACUACACCACACAUUGCAGCCAUCACAAUCACCUCCAAUAGGAAUGGUAGCUAGUCCACCAAGUUUAGAUUCACAUGAACUAGAAACCCGCAAAAAACUAAAUGCGGCACAACACAAAUAUGAUCAAUAUGAAGCCAGAAUAGGCAAAAUUGAUAAAGAAAUACAAUUUUUGACUAAUCUACUUCCCCCUUAUAACGUUGACGUUGACUAUACUACUAGAGUCAAAAUUCAGCGAGCAAUUGAAAAAUUACGGGGCAAACAAGAUGAAUUAGCAAGAAAGAAAUAUGGAUUAGGCAUAACUAUCAGUCGACUUUGGCGUGCUAGUGAAGGAAGUGAAAUAUGGGUUAGGAAAGUGGAUUAA